Messenger RNA from Protopterus annectens (West African lungfish), 12748 nucleotides. RefSeq names its product neurofibromin 1 (gene NF1). The coding region runs from base 165 to 8582 and encodes 2805 amino acids. The record is from RefSeq and is a predicted model, not a curated record. NCBI's taxonomy places the organism in Eukaryota, Metazoa, Chordata, Ceratodontiformes, Protopteridae. Gene Ontology annotation, biological process: regulation of GTPase activity. The transcript is spliced from 58 exons.
GCUCCAACUUCCGGUGUAUCAUGAUGGCGGCUGUUCUGUGGUGAUAGAGGCUAGGGUGCUAUAACAGGGAAAAAUCUGAUUCUUUUAUUGGUAUUGUGAAAAAAUAAAAAUUGCAAAAAUAAAGAAAAUUAGGGGGUCGCUUUCCCGGCUGUCCCCGGUCGGAUAUGGCGGCUCAGAAACCGGCGGAAUGGGUCCAGGCCGUUAUUAACCGAUUUGACGAGCAGCUUCCAAUUAAAGCGGGACAGCAGAACACACAUACCAAAGUCAGCACAGAACACAACAAGGAAUGUCUCAUCAACAUUUCCAAAUACAAGUUUUCGAUGGUUAUUAGUGGCCUAACAAAUAUAUUAAAAAACGUAAACAACAUGAGAAUAUUUGGAGAAAUUGCAGAGAAAAAUUUAUACCUUUCACAGCUGAUUAUAUUGGACACGCUGGAGAAAUGUCUUGCAGGGCAGCCUAAGGAUUGUCUUCGCCUAGAUGAAACCAUGUUGGUAAAACAGCUGUUGCCAGAGAUCUGUCAUUUUAUUCACACCUACCGUGAUGGAAAUCAGCAUGCAGCUGAGCUUCGGAACUCUGCUUCUGGAGUACUCUUUUCCCUUAGCUGUAAUAAUUUCAAUGCAGUCUUCAGCCGCAUUUCGACCAGGUUACAAGAACUCACAGUUUGUUCAGAAGACAAUGCUGAUGUCCAUGAUAUUGAGCUCAUGCAGUACAUUAAUGUUGAUUGCUCAAAACUUAAGAGGAUAUUACAAGAAACAGUGUUAAAAUUUAAGGCCUUGAAGAAAGCAGCACAAAUUGGAGUAAUAAAUAGUAUUGAAAAGGCCUUUUGGAAUUGGGUGGAGAACUAUCCAGAUGAGUUUACGAUGCUAUACCAGAGACCACAGAGUGAUAUGGCAGACUUUGCUGAAAAGCUGUUUGACUUGGUUGACAAUUUUGCAGAUAAUACAAGGCGAAAGGCAGCAGUUUGGCCAUUGCAGAUAAUUCUUCUCAUUCUUUGUCCAGAAACUAUUCAGGAUAUUUCCAAGGAUGUGGUAGAAGAGAGCAAAAUGAAUAAGAAAAUGUUCCUGGAAAAUUUAAGAAAGGCUCUUGCAGGUCAUGGUGGUAGCAGACAGCUGACAGAAAGUGCAGCAAUUGCUUGUGUUAAACUGUGCAAAGCAUCCACAUACAUCAACUGGGAGGACAACUCUGUUAUCUUCUUGCUUGUUCAGUCCAUGUUUGCUGACCUCAAGAAUUUGCUUUUCAAUCCUAAUAAGCCAUUUUCUCGAAGUGGAAGCAAUCAGAGUGCUGAUGUGGAUUUAAUGAUAGACUGUUUUGUUUCCUGUUUUCGCAUAAACCCCAACAAUAAUCAGCACUUAAAGAUAUGCUUAGCAUCUUCCUCUCCAACAACCUUCCAUUAUGUGUUGGUGAAUUCUUUGCACAGAAUAAUUACAAACUCUACGCUGGAUUGGUGGCCCAAGAUCGAUGAAGUUUACAGUCAUGCAGAAGAGCUCCGUGCCAUGUUUGCUGACACAUUGAGUAGAGUAUUGCAGAGCUGUAAUACUCAUCCUACUAUACGCAUAACAGCGGCGAGUGCAUUUAUGGAAAAAGUGACAAGCCUCAAAUUUAAAGAAAAGCCCACAGAUAUGGAAACAAGAAAUUAUAAGUAUCUGCUGCUAUCACUCGUGAAACUUAUUCAUGCAGAUCCAAAGCUUAUGUUGUAUAAUCCUGGAAAGCCGGGGCAUGAAAUCCAGAGUAGCACAGCUGCACUUAUCAAAGGUUUCAAUAAGCUUGUUCCUCAGACCCACAUGACAGAAAUAGCACAGGAAGCAAUGGAGGCUUUGUUGGUUCUUCAUCAGUCAGAAAAUAUACAGCUGUGGAAUCCUGAUGCUCCUAUAGAGACCUUCUGGGAAAUAAGCUCACAGGUUCUGCUUUAUAUUUGCAAGACAUUAAUUGGCCAGCAGCUGGUAAAUAGCACUGAAAUCCUCAAAUGGCUACGGGAAAUUCUCAUCUGUCGGAACAAAUUCCUCCUGAAAAAUAAGGAGAAUGCUACAUUGGGCAGUGGGAUUCCUAACUGCCGCCAGGCUCAGACAACCCUGGAGGUUGUACUUUUUAUGUUCCUGUGGAACUCUGAUACUGAAGCAGUCCUUGUUUCUAUGUCCUGUUUUCGUCACCUCUGUGAGGAGGCAGAAAUCAGAUGUGGUGUGGAUGAUGUUCCUGUCCAGACAGUUUUGCCAAAUUACAGCACCUUUAUGGAGUUUGCAUCUUACAGUAACAUGGUGUCAACAGGUAGGGCAGCACUUCAGAAGAGAGUAAUGGCUCUGCUAAGACGGAUAGAACACCCUACUCCUGGCAGCACUGAGGCUUGGGAAGACACAUAUGCAAAGUGGGAUAUAGCUACAAAGUCAAUUCUGAACUACCCAAAGACAAAAAUUGAAGAUGGCCAGGCGAGUGACAGUCUGCAUAAGACUAUUGUUAAGCGUCGAAUGUCUCAUGUAAGUGGCUGUGGUUCUAUUGACUUGUGUGAUACAGACUCUCUGCAGGAGUGGAUCAACAUGACAGGAUUUCUGUGUGCUAUUGGCGGAGUAUGUUUACAGCAUCGCAGCAAUCCAGGUCUUGCAACCUACAGCCCACCAAUGGGGCCAUUCAGUGAACGUAAGGGAUCUAUGAUUUCUGUCAUGUCAGCCGAUGGAAAUGCCGAGAGCUCUGUUGGAAAAUUUUUGGACAGGUUACUGUCUUUAAUGGUGUGCAACCAUGAAAAACUUGGAAUACAGAUACGAACUAAUAUCAAAGAUUUAGUUGGUUUGGAAUUAAGCCCAGCUCUUUAUCCAUUGCUUUUUAACAAAUUGAAGAACAACAUUAGCAGAUUUUUUGACUCUCAAGGACAGGUUUUGUUAUCGGAUACCAACACGCAGUUUGUAGAGCAGACGAUUGCAAUUCUGAAGAACUUGCUUGAUAAUCACACUGAAGGUAGUUCUGAGCACCUUGGACAGGCUAGUAUUGAAACAAUGAUGCUCAAUCUGGUCAGGUAUGUUCGUGUUUUGGGAAACUUGGUUCCUGCAAUUCAAAUUAAAACUAAGCUGUGUCAGCUGGUGGAAGUCAUGAUGCAGCGACGGGAUGAUCUCUCUUUCUGUCAAGAGAUGAAAUUCAGGAAUAAGCUGGUAGAAUAUCUGACAGACUGGGUUAUGGGAACAUCCAAUCAGGCUGCAGAUGAAGAUGUGAAGUGCUUGACAAGGGAUUUAGACCAGGCAAGCAUGGAAGCAGUGGUGUCCUUACUUGCUGGAUUGCCUUUGCAGCCAGAGGAGGGUGACGGUGUUGAACUUAUGGAAGCCAAAUCUCAGCUUUUUUUGAAGUAUUUCACCCUUUUUAUGAAUUUGUUAAAUGACUGCAGUGAAGUUGAAGAUGAAAAUCCACAAACAGGUGGAAGAAAGCGAGGCAUGUCUCGACGGCUGGCUUCUUUACGGCACUGCACUGUUUUAGCAAUGUCAAAUUUGCUAAAUGCUAAUGUAGAUAGUGGCCUUAUGCAUUCAAUUGGCUUAGGGUAUCAUAAAGAUCUUCAGACUCGUGCUACAUUCAUGGAAGUCUUGACUAAAAUCCUUCAGCAGGGAACAGAAUUUGAUACGCUUGCAGAAACCGUACUUGCUGAUCGGUUUGAGAGGUUGGUUGAGUUAGUUACCAUGAUGGGUGACCAAGGAGAGCUGCCUAUUGCCAUGGCACUGGCUAAUGUGGUACCUUGUUCACAGUGGGAUGAAUUGGCUCGUGUGUUGGUUACUCUGUUUGAUUCACGACAUCUCCUUUACCAGUUGCUUUGGAACAUGUUUUCCAAGGAGGUGGAGUUGGCGGAUUCCAUGCAGACACUUUUCAGAGGCAACAGCUUGGCCAGUAAAAUAAUGACUUUCUGCUUCAAGGUAUAUGGUGCUACAUACCUGCAGAAGUUGUUGGAACCUUUGUUGAGGGCUUUGAUUACUGGUCCUGAGUGGCAGUGUUACAGCUUUGAGGUGGAUCCUACAAGACUGGAAGCUACAGAAAGCUUAGAAGAAAACCAGCGGAACCUCCGACAGAUCACAGAGAAGUUUUUCCAAGCAAUUAUUCAUUCAGCAUCUGAGUUCCCUCCUCAGCUGAGAAGUGUCUGUCACUGUUUAUAUCAGGCAACUUGCCACUCCCUACUGAAUAAAGCUACCGUAAAAGAAAAAAAGGAAAACAAAAAAUCAGUUGUCAGCCAACGCUUUCCUCAGAACAGCAUUGGUGCAGUGGGCAGUGCUAUGUUUUUAAGGUUCAUCAAUCCAGCAAUCGUGUCACCCUAUGAGACAGGAAUCUUGGAGAAAAAACCUCCUCCUAAAAUUGAAAGGGGACUGAAAUUGAUGUCAAAGAUUUUGCAAAGUAUUGCCAACCAUGUUCUGUUUACAAAGGAGGAGCACAUGCGUCCUUUUAAUGACUUUGUUAAAGCAAACUUUGAAGCUGCCCGAAGGUUUUUUCUGGAUAUUGCCUCUGACUGUCCAGCUAGUGAUACAGUUAAUCACAGCCUGUCCUUUAUCAGUGAUGGCAAUGUGCUUGCUUUGCAUCGUUUACUUUGGAACAAUCAGGAAAAGAUUGGACAAUAUCUGUCCAGUAACAGGGACCACAAGGCCGUAGGAAGAAGACCUUUUGAUAAAAUGGCUACACUGCUUGCCUAUCUAGGUCCUCCUGAGCAUAAACCUGUGGCAGACACCCAUUGGUCAUCUCUUAAUCUUACCAGUUCCAAAUUUGAGGAAUUUAUGACUCGGCAUCAAGUCCAUGAAAAAGAAGAAUUCAAAGCACUGAAAACCUUAAAUAUAUUUUACCAGGCUGGCACAUCUAAAGGAGGGAAUCCAGUGUUUUACUAUAUUGCAAGAAGAUUUAAGACUGGACAAAUCAACGGUGAUUUGCUAAUCUAUCAUGUGUUGCUAACACUGAAGCCAUACUAUGCUAAGCCAUAUGAGAUUGUUGUGGAUCUUACCCACGCUGGACCAAGCAAUCGGUUCAAAACUGACUUUCUUUCCAAGUGGUUUGUUGUUUUUCCUGGCUUUGCUUAUGAAAAUGUGGCAGCAGUAUACAUUUACAACUGUAACUCCUGGGUGAGAGAGUACACCAAGUAUCAUGAGCGACUACUUACUGGCCUGAAGGGUAGCAAGAAGCUUGUGUUUAUUGACUGUCCAGGCAAGCUGGCAGAGCAUGUUGAUCCAGACAUGCAGAAGCUUCCUGCCGCUACAUUAGCUUUAGAAGAAGAUCUGAAAGUAUUUCAUAAUGCUCUUAAGCUGGCCCACAAGGAUACUAAGGUCUCAAUUAAGGUUGGAUCGACAGCAGUUCAGGUGACAUCUGCAGAACGGACGAGAGUCCUGGGGCAGUCUGUGUUUCUGAAUGAUAUUUACUAUGCCUCUGAGAUUGAAGAAAUCUGCCUUGUAGAUGAGAACCAAUUUACCUUAACCAUUGCCAACCAGGGCACACCACUAACUUUCAUGCAUCAAGAGUGUGAGGCUAUUGUUCAGUCUAUAAUUCACAUUAGAACUCGGUGGGAACUGUCACAACCAGACUCCAUACCACAGCACACAAAAAUCCGACCUAAGGAUGUCCCAGGAACACUGUUGAAUAUUGCAUUACUUAAUCUUGGGAGUUCGGAUCCAAGUUUACGCUCUGCUGCCUAUAAUCUUCUAUGUGCCUUAACCUGCACCUUCAAUUUAAAGAUUGAGGGUCAGUUACUAGAGACAUCAGGUCUGUGCAUCCCAGCCAACAAUACUCUCUUCAUUGUCUCCAUCAGUAAGACACUAGCGGCUAACGAGCCACACCUUACCUUGGAGUUUCUGGAAGAAUGCAUUUCAGGUUUUAGCAAAUCUAGUAUUGAACUGAAGCACCUUUGUCUAGAGUAUAUGACUCCAUGGUUGUUAAAUCUUGUACGGUUUUGCAAGCUCACUGAUGAUGCCAAACGCCAGAGAGUUACUGCUAUCCUUGACAAGCUGAUCACAAUGACCAUUAAUGAGAAACAAAUGUAUCCGUCUAUACAGGCAAAAAUCUGGGGAAGCCUUGGACAGAUUACAGAUCUUCUAGAUGUGGUUUUGGACAGCUUCAUUAAGACUAGUGCCACAGGUGGCUUGGGUUCUAUAAAAGCUGAAGUUAUGGCUGAUACCGCUGUAGCUUUGGCAUCUGACAAUGUGAAGCUAGUAUCUAGCAAGGUGAUUGGAAGAAUGUGUAAAAUAAUUGACAAGACCUGUUUGUCUCCAACCCCCACAUUAGAACAGCAUCUAAUGUGGGAUGAUAUAGCUAUUCUUGCUCGUUACAUGCUUAUGCUGUCUUUCAAUAACUCCCUGGAUGUUGCGGCACAUCUACCCUACCUCUUCCAUGUGGUCACUUUACUAGUAGCUACUGGACCUUUGUCUCUAAGAGCUUCCACACAUGGCUUGGUUAUCAACAUCAUUCACUCCCUUUGCACAUGCUCACAGCUAAAUUUCUGUGAAGAAACCAAGCAAGUAUUGAGGCUUAGUCUAACAGAGUUCUCAUUGCCCAAGUUUUACUUGCUGUUUGGAAUCAGUAAAGUUAAAUCUGCAGCUGUAAUAGCAUUUCGUUCCAGCUAUCGUGAUCGAUCAUUUUCACCUGGUUCCUAUGAAAGAGAGACCUUUGCUCUAACUUCAUUAGAGACUGUCACAGAAGCUUUGCUGGAGAUAAUGGAGGCUUGCAUGAGAGACAUCCCCGGGUGCAAGUGGUUGGACCAGUGGACGGAAUUGGCACAAAAGUUUGCAUUUCAGUAUAAUCCAUCUUUGCAACCCCGGGCUCUUGUCGUCUUUGGUUGCAUCAGUAAAAGAGUGACACAUGGGCAAAUCAAACAGAUUAUCCGAAUUCUCAGCAAGGGUCUGGAGAGCUGUUUGAAAGGGCCUGAUAACUACAAUAGCCAAGUCUUGAUAGAAGCCACUGUCAUAGCAUUGACAAAACUACAGCCACUUUUGAACAAGGACUCUCCCAUGCACAAAGCUCUUUUCUGGGUGGCAAUUGCAGUUUUGCAGUUGGAUGAAGUUAACCUGUACUCAGCAGCAACAGCACUUCUGGAACAGAACUUGCAUACUUUAGACAGCCUUAUGAUCUUCAAUGAUAAGAGCCCAGAGGAGGUCUUUAUGGAAAUAAGACGACCACUAGAAUGGCACUGCAAGCAGAUGGAUCAUUUUGUGGGCCUCAAUUUCAACUCUAACUUCAACUUUGCACUAGUUGGACACCUUUUGAAAGGUUACAGGCAUCCCUCUCCUACCACUGUAGCAAGGACUGUAAGAAUACUGCACACUCUACUGUCCCUGGUUAACAAGCAUCGAAACUGUGACAAAUUUGAAGUAAAUACACAAAGUGUGGCAUAUCUUGCAGCUUUGCUUACUGUGUCUGAAGAAGUGAGAAGUCGCUGUAGCCUAAAGCACAGAAAAUCUCUUCUGCUUUCUGACAUUUCUAUGGAAAACGUUCCUAUGGAUACUUAUCCUAUACAUCAUAGUGACCCCACAUGCAGAACUCUAAGAGAAAGUCAACCAUGGGCUUCUCCAAAGGCCUCGGACAGGCAUCUUGCUGCUAGUUAUCCAAUAGUAGGUCAGAUCAGUCCCAGAACUCGUAAGUCCAUGAGUCUGGACAUGGGACAGCCUUCCCCUAACACCAAAAAGCUGCUAGGUACAAGAAAAAGUUUUGAUCACUUGAUAUCGGACACUAAACCUACUAAAAGACAAGAGGUAGAAUCUGGUAUCACAACUCCACCCAAAAUGAGGAGAGUAGCAGAGACUGAUUAUGAAAUGGAAACUCAAAGGAUAACAUCUUCCCAGCAGCAUCCUCACCUAAGGAAGGUAUCUGUCUCUGAGUCAAAUGUGCUGCUAGAUGAGGAGGUGCUCACAGAUCCCAAAAUUCAAGCUUUGCUGCUCACUGUUCUUGCUACAUUGGUAAAGUACACUACAGAUGAAUUUGAUCAGCGGAUCCUUUAUGAAUAUUUAGCUGAGGCCAGUGUUGUCUUCCCCAAAGUUUUUCCAGUUGUGCACAAUUUACUGGAUUCAAAGGUUAAUACCCUUCUUUCACUGUGCCAAGACCCCAAUUUAUUGAAUCCAAUUCAUGGUAUUGUUCAGAGUGUUGUUUAUCAUGAAGAGUCUCCACCGCAGUACCAGCCAUCGUACCUGCAGAGUUUUGGUUUCAAUGGGUUAUGGAGGUUUGCUGGACCAUUUUCAAAGCAAACACAGAUUCCUGACUACGCUGAGCUUAUAGUGAAGUUUCUUGAUGCCUUGAUUGACACCUACCUGCCAGGGAUAGACGAAGAGACAAGUGAAGAAUCUUUGCGAACACCAACAUCUCCCUACCCUCCUCCUGCCCAGAGCCAGCUUAGCAUUACUGCUAACCUUAACCUGUCUAAUUCCAUGACUUCACUUGCAACAUCCCAACAUUCUCCAGCACCACUGCCUUGCUCUAAAUCAGCAGUUUUCAUGCAGCCAAUCCCUCAUCAAGGGAUUGAUAAGGAAAAUGUGGAGCUUUCACCUACUACCGGACAUUCAAACAGUGGACGGACACGACAUGGAUCUGCAAGCCAAGUACAGAAACAAAGAAGUACUGGAAGUUUCAAGCGACACAGCAUUAAGAAGAUUGUUUGAAGCUUUAUUUCGAGAAACUGUGGACUUAACUAGUUAUAAUGGGCUUCUCACUAGUGACCCUGACCAGUUAUAAUGCUGCACUUAAUUUUAACGUUCCCAUACAGUCAGCCAUGUUGCCUGACGAUCAACUCUUGAAGCAUUGCCUGAACUUAAUAAUGCCUUUUUUCCUUGUUUUAAGCCAGCGUUUUACAACAUUCUAAAAGACAUUUUUACUUUGUUAUAUAUGAGGUUUCAAAAGGAAGAUUUAUUUUAGCUGAAGGAAGCACUGAAAUUCUUCAACUCUGCAGUAGCUGUCCGAAUAUGGAAGCCAUUAUGAAUGGACAGCCUCAGUUCUGUAAUUUGCCUUGUAUAUUUUAAGGGAAAGUGUUAAAAUUUAAAUGAGUUUGCAUACUUUUCACAUAAAAAUUACAAAACAUUUUUUUUGAUGAAAAGAAUACAAACGUAGUUUUCAUGAAAAACUAAUGACUUUUAGCUGUGGAAUUUAAUUGUUAGUAAAUAUUGCCAAAUAUUUUAGAACUCCUUACUCAGUGCUGCUAAGCACAGUGUGCAAAUUACAACUAGCAGAGAUUAUCACAUUUCAUGACUGAGUGUGGUUGCUGGCACUGUAAUUCUGAUAUGUUUUGGGUAAUUUAAUUUAUAGCAGAACUACAUCUUUGUCAGGUAAUGUGCAACCUGAUUAUUAAAUGAAGAAUUCUCCCAAAUUUAAAAACAUAGCCUUCUUUUCAGCAUAAGAAAAAUGUAAAGUAGGAUGGAAAGUCCAAGUUGGCCUUAAAUGUGCAAUGAGGCAGUUAUUUAGGCAUAGCUACACAGUGUUAAAAGCUGUUUUAUUGGUACUGUAUUGCAAAAAAAAAAAAUAAUCUUGUAGUAAAAUAUUUUCCAAUAUGCUCAUGCUUGUAAAUUAACUUUGUCCAACUGUGAUUUUUUUAAGAAAAAAGCCAGAUGUAAGGUUUGUAUUUUUGCCAUCAGUGAAUUAAUAAGUCAACUCCCUUAGUGACAUUAGGCAGUUGUGAGAAAAUGCUGCUACAUCCUUUUUGAGUACACUAAUUUGUAUAGCAUUACCUGGAACUGCUGGUGAUGUAGAUUUGUUAGCAUACUACCAGAACUUUCAUUCACUUGAACAUUCUUGCUGUCAUAGUUAUUAUUUUGUCUUAGCUAUUAAAAUGGCCUUUACAGUGAAUGGUUGCAAAACUUAAUUUUCUUAAAUAAAGGAAGUAAUUGUGAAACUACUUGGAAUUAAAAAAAAAAAAGUUUUCAGCGCCUUGACAGCAUAUUAAAUUCCACAGCUAAAUUAGAGAGUUAAGUAUAGCACAUUAGUAUACAUUACUUCACAAAGUAACAGUUUAUUAAUGUAAAUAAAAUGCCUUUAUUUUAUUGAUUCAGAAGGUAACAGCUUAAUUUUUGAAUUUGUUUACAGUCCUGAAAAAAACUAUGAAAACAAGCCUAAUAUGCAAAUAGUUUGCCAAAAUACACUUUAAAUAUAGUAUUAGCAGCUGUCUCACAACAACUAUAAUCUUAGAUGAUUGGAAGUAUUGAAAGUGUGUGCAAACAAAACAUUUUGAGGUAGGAGGAACACAUAAAAGCUGCCAUAGAAGAUUAUUGAAAUAGUAUGUGAUAGAGGUAAAAAUUACAACUGCACUUAGAAAUAGAACAGUGACACAUUGACAGACACCAAAUGCCAUUUUCUAUUUGUAUAGUUUGACAUUAACAUUCAAAAGGUAGGCAGAAACCAACAGUUUUCUAAGUGAAGUCAGAGUCAACAUAUAUAAUGAAGUUGAAGUACAGUUCAGAUCCAUCAGUGCAGACCUUGACUGUUCAUUACCAAGACAUUGUUUCAGCAGACUUUUUUUGAAUGGCCAUCUUAAAUCUGCAGCAUAUAGUUCCAUACUUUGAAAGCAUCAUAUCCAGCACUUCAUAAAUAGCCUGCAUUAGGUGGACUGGAAAUUCUGACAUAUGUUUUUUAGCAGUCUGACAUUUACAAGACAAAAAAAAGAUAACUUUUCCAUAGCUGCUUAACACUGUGUGACUGACAUAAUUUCCAAGUGUUAUAAACACUAAUUCAUAUUUGCAUUGUAGUGUUCCACACAGCUACCCUCCAACUGUUGGGGAACACAUCUUGAGUUGGGUACACAAACACUACAUGUAUUCUGCAGUGGAGGACACGUUGAUAAAACUUUGUAAGGUACACAUACAUCUAAAGGCUGGCACUGCUGUUAUUUUUUAACCACCAGAGUAUGUAUCUGAAAUCCAGUCACUGGCAUGAGAUUUGAUUUGCAUUGUAACACUUAUUGCUUAAUAUAUGUAUUCCCUUUUGUAAAUUGACCAUCCAUUUGGUUGAAUGCUGGCAUCUGGGACCGGGAGUCCAUCUGCACUGCUGCAGUCCUGGUUUAAUGAAUAAGCUUAGGGUUACUUUGGUGAGAUUGCUUCAGUUUUCUGGAGCAGUUAUGACUUCUGGAAAGCUUCCUUCUCUUGAUUCUUUUUAAAAUGGCACCUAACAGUGGCUUUGUGAACCUGUUGUGCAAGAGGCAUAUUGUUUAGGCAUAGUUGGCACAAGGUGCUGAAAACACUUAUGUCGCAUAGGUGAGCAUAAUAAGGCAGAAUAAUGAUCCUGCCCCUCCAAUGAUGAUACUACCCAGACAUAGCUACCAGUGUCCACUGUAGUGGUAGCCAGCUGUUAAUACCGUGAAGGGCAGUAGCAGAUCUGUGUACAUUUGGAUAGCCUGCUGCUUACAUCACAGUAGGGUGAAGAAAAGAAUGUUGCAAAAACAUGAAGUUAGUUUUCUUGAGUAUGUAUUCAAUGGGUAGUUUUACCUGUAGACUACAUGGAACAAGACCACUUUGAUGCAGCUAUGUCGAGCAAAGUGCCGUAUGCAGAUAAUUUAAGAACCCUUCCAAAAUGGAUGACUUUCUGCACUCUUAACGACAUUCCUUCUUUACCUUUUCUUUCUGGCCCCAGUUCACAGUCCUUAAGAGGUAAAAAUCUCUGCAGUAAUGGGAAGGAAUACUUUUACAGCAUCUUUAGACUGAACCCAUUAAUGUUUUUAGGAAGUAGGGGUGUGUGUGUGUGUGUGUGUGUGGUGGGAGGGCUAAGAAUCCAGACAAUCAUAUGGUAGAGUCAAGGUUUUUUUAAUAUGCACUUACUGCAUCUCCCAAAUAAUUUGGAAUACAGCAACAGAAUGGUGCUGUACCACACGCUUGUUCUUGCGACACUAGGCAUAUGCUUUAGACUUAAGCUAGUGUAAUUCUUAACUCCACCUGGAUGCUGCCACUAUUUUUAUCCUGCACCCUCCUUUGAGAUAAAACAACUCAUAUUUUGGUGGCCAUUCUUGUGGUGCCCAGUAUGCUAACCAACCCCUAGUUGUUUUCUGCAUAGACCAGUAAGCUGGAUUAAGUGAAAGUAUACCAGUAAGAAGACGAUUUUUAAUAUGCUGUUUUUAGAUAGUAAGAUUCCAGAAAUGAGUAUUUCAUUUGUCUUGCUUUUAUUACACAUUAAUCUAAAAUGUUAACACUUUCAGAGUACAUUAAUUUGUAUUAUGUUCUGGAUAAUUUAUUUCCUAACUAGAGGUAAACAUAAAUACAUAUGCAUAACUUGAAUAUAACUUAAACAGAAAUCAUGAAGUACUGCGCCUUUAGACAAAAAUGUUGCCCCAUAUUCAAAAAAUGCAUAUUAGUUGGUACUAAUUUUCUAAGUAUUAUAGACUAUGGCUUUUGGAAAGUGUCAUUGCUCUAUUCCUAAUUUUCCCAGAUUUUUUUUAUUUUUAUUUUUUUUUUAUUUUUGAGUUUAUGUGUAUUUUUCCUCGAGUUUGCAAACUUGAAGCAUGUCUUACUCAAUGUUAUGCAACAGACUUUAUCACAAAAAGUCACUUUUAGUGUUGGCCACAGAUUUUUUUUUACUGCAGUAAUUUCACUUGUAAAUAGUUUUGUGUAAAAUUUGACAGAAAAGUAUAUUUACUGCACUGUAAAUACAUGUGAUGAUAUAUAUUGUAUUAUUUUGUUUUUGUAAAGCAGUUAGUUGCUGUACAUGUAUAACAUACAAAUUUGAUUAUCUAGUGUUAGUAAUGUUAACUUCUUUUUCUGUCUCUGACCACUGAGUUAUGUGUCAUUUAAAAAAAACAUUGCAGUGUACUAUAAUUUACACUAUGUAUGAUAAAAGUACUAUUGCCAUCUGA